Baudoinia panamericana UAMH 10762 is the source of this 346-nucleotide messenger RNA. RefSeq lists its product as uncharacterized. The record is from RefSeq and is a predicted model, not a curated record. Bases 99 to 278 code for a protein of 59 amino acids. The transcript has a single exon. NCBI's taxonomy places the organism in Eukaryota, Fungi, Ascomycota, Dothideomycetes, Mycosphaerellales, Teratosphaeriaceae.
GCUGGUGAACACAGUACUCUCAUUCUACGAGGAGAAGCAAGCCAAGGCGAAGCUUGCUCGAUUGAAAGGACACACUUCUGCAUAAUUUCAGGACUUCCAUGUCUCAGAAAUUCACAGAGCUCGCUGGUUUGUACGCGGAGCAAAGUUCUGCGCGCGCAACAGGCUUGCUCACUUUGCCAAUCACCCGGCUUCGAUCGCGCGGCUACUCACUCUACCCGCUUGUCCUUGUCGAAAUGCCGACCAAUCGCAGGUUGCCUGGAGAUCACGCCCCGUAUUAACCGGAGGAGUAAAUUGUACGAACAACUCAUAGGCGGGAUGUGGAGAUGGCUUAAAGCCAAGCAUUUGA